This is a messenger RNA of Pneumocystis carinii B80, 607 nucleotides long. RefSeq lists its product as hypothetical. Gene Ontology annotation, biological process: mitochondrial respiratory chain complex I assembly. NCBI's taxonomy places the organism in Eukaryota, Fungi, Ascomycota, Pneumocystomycetes, Pneumocystales, Pneumocystaceae. The transcript is spliced from 2 exons. Gene Ontology annotation, cellular component: mitochondrion. The record is from RefSeq and is a predicted model, not a curated record. Bases 133 to 318 code for a protein of 61 amino acids.
GUUAUAUUAAUAUUUUCGUGCUGAAUUUCAUAUAAACUUUUGUAAUAUUUAUAUUUUUCCUUAAAAACAUUUAACACUUGAUAAUUUUCAUUUUAAAACUACUAACCCUAAAUUCAUAUAAAAAAUAUCUUAAUGGAAAAAAAUAGCCAAGUAAUUCAAAAAUUUAUAUUAGCAUCUAAAUCUUGCUCAAUUCUAGGUACUAUAUAUGGGAAAUGUAUAAUAAAAAAUACAAAUAAUAUACAAAAAGAUACAUGUAUUUCUGAAUUUCAAAAAUUUAAAAGCUGUUUAGAAAAUAUAGUUUGCUCUAAGUAUACGUAACAUUAUAAUUAAAAUAUUAUAGAUUAAACACAAAUGGUGAUUUAAAAAAUCAAAGUCUUUUCAUUAUAAACUCAUUUCAACAAAAAAAUUAUCAUUAAGAUUUGUUAUAUUGUAUUUCUAUUAUAAUAGUUUUGAUCAAAAAUUUAACUAUUUGUAUUUCAAAGAAAUACACUAAAAUUAUUUUCGCCAUUCUUUCAUCAUUAAAUAGGUUUAAUCCAUAUAUUUUUUAUAUAAUUUAUGGCUAUAUUAAUUCACUAAUAUCACAAACUUACUGUUGUAUAAUAUUGAU